UGGGAUUAAAGCCAUGCACCACCACCACCCACUCUUACUGCUUAUUUUUAUGAGUGCUUUAUUUUGCCUCUUUAAUUCACAAUUCCUUUUGGAAGAAGUUUGCAUAUACUAACAUGUUCUGAAGAGUCUUAUUUUGUAUUAAAGAGUUCCUUCCUUGUGAUAAUGAAGGAGAUUUACUGCAUCACUCAAUUACUACUCUUGAGGUCCAUAUACUUGUCUUUGAGAUUCUGAGAAACUGUGUAUUUAGUUGUAUAAGAACAGAAAUUGUCCCUCUACGGACGAUUCAUUUGGCUGUUAAGUCCUUCCUUUAUUUCCUCGUUUUCUGAGUCUUCCAUGGCUAUCAUUAUCUAGUUGGCUGCCAGCAUCUGUCUCAGUUGUUCCUGAAAUGCCAAACUCUAGAGUGCCAAUACCAUAUUCCUCUCAGAUAAGGAAAAAUAAAUUACUCUAACUUGAGACAUUGUAGUUAGAAACCGUCUUUAUCAAGGGACACAUUAAAUAUUUGUAAAGUCUUAGAUUUUAAAGAUCACAAUGGGAGAUCAACAAAAUCUAUGGGACUUAUCCUUUAAGCAAAGACAAAUAUUUUUCUUUACUGAAGACAACCAACAGGUAAAUUUGUUUAAGUUAUGAUUAUUGCACAAGAAAAUUUGUAAGUUUCAUUUAGUUAUUUAUUAAUGUAAGAAUUCAGCUUUUUUCCUUUUCUUUAUUUUGUUUUUUAUCUGAAAAACCUCCUAUAUCCCAGGCUGACCUCAAACCCACUGUGUAAGCCAAGGAUGACUUCAAACUUCUUAUCCUCUUGACACUAACUUCCUGCUAGUAUUCCAAGCAUGCACACCACUCCUGGAUUUCUGCAUUGCUGUGAAUUGAACCCGGGGCUUCAAGCAUGCUAGGCAAGCAUUCUAACAACUGAGCUACACCUCCAUCCAGCCUUUACGACGUACAAUACCUAAGAAAUCAUAAAAUUAACAUAUAUUUACAAGAAAAUACUUCUCCACAAUGAAAAGAUCCCUAAUAUAUUUAUAUAUCCAAAUAAUUUAUACUAAUGCUUCACAGAAAAUACCAUUUUAUUGCUGUAAUACCAAAGCCAUAAUUUCUGUACAGGAGUGUAUAAGUGAACAUUAGUCAAUGCACUGAUAAUUUCCUUUUUUAAUAGGGUUAAUCACUACAAAACAAACAAAAACUGUAAAUGUUCUGACCUUGGAAUGCACUUCUUGUCAUAUUGUAAGUAUUUCAGCAGAGCAUCACGGAGUGUCAUGCCACUGUGAUAUGUGGGUCAGGGCUUAGAACAUGAUAAAAUGACAGGAAAUAUGUGUAUAUAUGUAUGUGUGUAAUUUGUACAGUGUGUGCUGGUUUAUUCAUGUGGUUUUAAAUGAUUUACUAUGUGGUUUUAAAUGAUUUACUAUGGACUUCAUCAUAACCGGAACAAAAGCAGUGACUUCAGUGACUGUAAGGCUGCACCUCUGGCUUUGGAAGGAGUGACUCCCGCUAUCCUCUCAGCCACUACUGUGGGCGAACUAAUGAUUCCAAGUACUUGGUGGUAACAGCGUCUUCAAUUGUCCCUUCUCGGAUCUUCACACCUCUCUUCUAAUUGUUCUGGAAUCUGUUCAAAAUCGUGCUUCCACCUCUCACUCUUCCAUUCACUUUCAGGUUGUUGUGCUUAAAUUGGUUUGCUUUCAACUACCAGUUUCCCAUUUCAUGUUUGAACAAAAUAAUAAUAACUUCCCGUAUCUGCCAGCAUUUCACUUAGCCAACAAGCAUAUCUUUCACUGAAUGUUGUCACUUAGUAGUUCAGAAUGUAUGAAAGUCAGCCAAAGCUUGCCCUUGCUGCAGCUGAUCUGAAAGCUGAGACGACGCUCAGGAUAAAGCAGACUAGUUCUGAGAAGAGUCUACCACCACAGCACAUUUGGCAGAAGGAAGAGUGCUAGCUGGAAGUUCUUUUCUGAAACAAACCAAGUCUCGGAACUAGCGUGAAGUUGAGAAGUUACUCCUCCAUAUCCUCAAAUUGUUCCUGCUUUUCUUCAAACUAAGAUCCAAUUCAUUCAUCUCGUCUGUCAGUUUGUUGACUGCAUCUUCUGCCUUGUUCUCCAUUCUAAAUAUUCCAGCUCUACUCCAGGCUCUAAAGAACUCUGAGCUUUCCAAGAACUCCCUUCUGUCAGGAUCUGGCAGCAGAGAAGGAUGUCUUGCUGUUCUUAGAAGGCACUUCUCAGGAGCUGCUCUCCAUUUCUGCCAACUCGGUGGAUAACAUAUCUUUGCCUACUUUGACCCUGGCCAUACCACUGGUGUUCCAUUUUUCUGUCCAUGUGAAAGGACCAGAUGUUGAGCUCCAUGGCUGCUGCAGAGGCGCACCAGCCAGCCUGAAACGAGUCCAUGUGGCCUCCCCACGCCGCUGCCAGGCCAUCUCCAAACCAUGUGUAAAAGGAAAGUGACAUCCUCGUCAUCCUAGUUAAAAGAUACUGCUGUUAAAGAAGGCCACCUCGUCUUGGAGAAUAUAAUGCAUGAUUAUAGGACAACUGUUAUCCCUACAGCCUCCCUAAAAAUAGAGAAGUGGCUUCUUUCAUCUGUGAAAGAUAAUAUCACAACUUCUCUGUCUUCUGAAUUUGAAGUCUAAAUUAUAUAUUCAUGUGAUAUUUUAGUGAGAUUCCAAGACCCCAAUUUUAUUCUAUUCAAAAUAUAUUGCCUUUGGGGGAAUUUUAAAUCUUUUUUAACAUAGCUGAUUCAGAAAAAAAGAUGAAUAAGGAUAUGUUUUAAUGCAGUCUUCAAAAAUCCCAGGGUUCUGAAAAUAUUCAAACCAAAAUGGAAGGAAAGUGGAGUGGUCCAGAUCCUGAAGCUCUACCUUGAAGUCUGAAAGUUGAUUUCUCCCCCUUUGAUGUUUUUUCAUCCUCCAAACUUCUCUUUGUGGCCUGAAAAAUUAUCAAAUUGUCAAACUAUACAACAGAAUAAAUGGAAGGCUGAUAUUCUUUGUGGUUAGAGUUCUUUUAUUUCUUUAAUAGAACACAGGGAAAGCAGAUAAUUCGGACCACCAGGUUCUCCGGAACAAUGCAAUUUAACAACAUAUCUAUAAGGAAAUGAACACUCUAUGCAUACAUACAUACAUACAUACAUACAUACAUACAUACUGUUUACAACCGCAUGCAUACAUACAUACUGUUGUAAAAAAAAAAAAAAUUAACUCUUUCCCUGACGGUAAACCAGGACUUAAGGAAGGAUACCUGAUUACAUUUCCAAGACAUGCAGUAACUUGAUAGGACUCUGGGCGCCGCUGUUCACCAACCUGAGGGAUACAUGCUCCAUACUACCCGCCCAACUUAAAAAAAAAAAAAAAUGUAAACGUGUGACUUUGUACUCCAUCAUGCCACACUGAAAAUGUCUGCCUGAGACUGCCCAGCGUAUCUCUGGAUAUCUCUCUGCUGUAAUUAUUUUAAAUACUGAGGUAAAGAAGACCCUGGAAAAACAGAAAAACAAUACCCUUGAUAACAGAUUGAGAGAAAAGUGGGAAGCCAGAGAGCAAUGGCGAUUCCAGAGAAGCUAACCGGCUGCAGCCGGCUGAUGCUGCUGUGCCUUUCUCUGGAGCUACUAUUGGAAGCCGGGGCUAGAAACAUCCGCUACUCUGUGCCAGAAGAAACUGACAAAGGCUCCUUCGUGGGCAGCAUCGCCAAGGACCUGGGGCUGGAGCCCCGCGAGCUGGCGGAGCGCGGGAUCCGCAUCGUCUCCAGAGGUAGGUCGCAGCUUUUCUCCCUGAACCCGCGAAGCGGCAGCUUGGUCACUGCAGGGAGGAUAGACCGGGAGGAGCUCUGCGCCCAGAGCGCGCCCUGUCUCGUGAGCUUUAACAUCCUUGUGGAGGAUGAAAUGAAGCUUUUCCCUAUCGAAGUAGAGAUAGUUGACAUUAAUGACAACACCCCUCAAUUCCAGUUAGAAGAGCUGGAAUUAAAAAUGAGUGAAAUAACGACUCCAGGUACCAGGAUCCCUCUGCCUCUUGGACAAGACCUUGAUGUGGGUAUAAACUCACUUCAUAGCUACCAGCUAAGCGCCAACCCUCACUUCAUCCUGGAUGUGCAACAGGGACCUGAAGGACCACACCAGCCAGAGAUGGUACUGCAGAGCCCUCUAGACAGAGAAAAAGAAGCCACCCACUACCUUAUCCUCACCGCCUCUGAUGGGGGUAACCCAGUACACUCGGGAACUCUGCAAAUUCGUGUUCAGGUGGUGGAUGUGAACGACAACCCACCAUCAUUUACUCAGGCAGAGUACCACGUGAGUGUCCCUGAGAACGUCCCAUUAGGCACUCGGCUGCUCCAGGUGAAUGCUACUGACCCGGAUGAGGGAGCUAAUGGCAAAGUAACAUACUCCUUUCACAACGUAGACCACAGUGUGGUCCGGAAAUUUCAGUUGGAUUCUUACACAGGAGAAUUAACAAAUAAAGAACCGCUGGAUUUUGAAGAAUACAAAGUUUAUCCGAUGGAAAUUCAAGCUCAGGAUGGUGCUGGACUCAUGGCUAGGGCUAAGGUGCUGGUCACUGUGGUGGAUGUCAAUGAUAAUGCCCCAGAAGUUGGAAUCACCUCUGUCGCCACCAAAGUGCCAGAAAACUUUCCUCCUGGGACCGUAAUUGCUCUUAUCAGUGUGCACGACCAAGACGCUGGUAACAAUGGUCACACCACAUGUUCCAUUCCUGGAAACCUACCCUUUAAACUGGAAAAGUUAGUCGACAAUUAUUACCGCUUGGUAACAGAAAGAACACUGGACAGAGAGCAAAGCUCUGGGCACAACAUCACAAUAACAGCAACGGAUCAGGGCACUCCGCCCCUAUCUACCCAAGCUCACAUCUCACUGCUAGUGACAGAUAUCAAUGACAACCCUCCAGUUUUUGAACAGGACUCCUACUCUGUUUACAUCCCUGAAAAUAACCCCAGAGGGGCUUCCAUCUUCUCAGUGAAGGCCCGGGAUGCUGACCACAAUGAGAACGCACUCGUGACUUACUCCCUGGUGGAAGACACUAUUCAGGGAGUGCCUUUGUCUUCUUACUUCUCCAUCAACUCUGACACUGGAGUUGUCUAUGCAUUGCGGUCCUUUGACUAUGAGCAAUUCCGAGAUUUGCAGCUAAGGGUGAUGGCGCGGGACAGCGGGGACCCACAACUCACCAGCAAUGUGUCUCUGAGUCUGUUUAUGAUAGAUCAAAAUGACAAUGCCCCAGAAAUCCUGUACCCUGUCCUCCCCAAAGAUGGGUCCACUGGCGUGGAACUAGCACCUCGAUCUGCCGAACCCGGUUACCUGGUGACGAAGGUGGUGGCAGUGGACAAAGACUCGGGACAGAACGCCUGGCUGUCCUACCGCCUGCUCAAGGCCAGCGAGCCAGGGCUCUUCUCAGUGGGACUGCACACAGGCGAGGUGCGCACUACACGAGCCCUGCUGGACAGAGAUGCUCUGAAGCAGAGCCUGGUGGUGUCUGUGCAGGACCACGGCCAGCCUCCUCUGUCCGCCACAGUCACAUUCACCAUAGCAGUAGCUGACAGCAUCCCUGAACUCCUGGCUGACCUGGGCAGCACUGGGACGGCCGUGGAUCCCCAGGAUUCAGAUCUCACGCUCUACCUGGUGGUGGCAGUGGCCGUGGUCUCCUGCAUCUUCCUGGCCUUUGUCAUCGUGCUCUUAAUGCUCAAGCUGCGACACUGGUACUCCUCACGCUUGCUCCAGACUGCAGCCAACGGAUUGACGGACAUUCCUGCCUCCAACUUCGUAGGUGUUGACGGGGUACACGCCUUUCUACAGACCUAUUCCCGCGAGAUCUCACUCACCGCUGACUCUCGAAAGAGCCACCUGAUCUUCCCGCAGCCCAACUACGCAGACACGCUCAUCAGCCAAGAGAGCUGUGAGAAAAGGGAAUUUCUGUCCACACCCCAGUCUCUGCUUGAAGAUAAAGAGGAAAUAUUUUCUCAGCAAGCCCCGCCCAACACCGACUGGCGUUUCUCUCAAGCCCAGAGACCCGGCACGAGCGGCUCCCAAAAUGGUGAUGAAACCGGCACCUGGCCCAACAACCAGUUUGAUACGGAGAUGCUGCAAGCCAUGAUCCUGGCCUCUGCCAGUGAGGCCGCCGACGGGAGCUCCACUCUGGGAGGGGGCGCUGGCACCAUGGGCCUGAGCGCGCGCUAUGGGCCCCAGUUCACCCUGCAGCACGUGCCUGACUACCGCCAGAACGUCUACAUCCCCGGCAGCAACGCCACCCUGUCCAACGGGGCCGGCAAACGGGACGGCAAGGCCCCGGCAGGCGGCGGGAACGGCAACAAGAAGAAGUCGGGCAAGAAAGAGAAGAAGUAACAUGGAGGCCAGGCCUGGAGCCACAGGGCAGCCUCCCUCCCCAGCCAGUCCAGCUUGUCCUUACUUGUACCCAGGCCUCAACAUUUCAGGGCUCACCCCAGGAUCCUGGUAGGAGCCAAGGCCAUGCUCCCCGUUGGGAAAACAGAAACAAGUGCCCAAGUCAACACCCCCUUCUCUGUGCCCUAGGGGGUUGAAUAUGCAAAGAGUUCUGCUGGACCCCCGCCCACCCCCCAUCCAAUCAGUGAUUGUACCCACGUGGGUAGCAGGGUCAGUGUGGACACAAAAAACCCACGCCACACUCCCUUAGUUACAGCUGAACUCCUCCACCUUCCAACUCAGUCAGGCUCAUCCAUUUCCCGCCUCCCUCCCCCCCACUCCAUCCCCCCACUCCUUCAGUCCCUCUCCGGAGCAAGGUGAUUGGGCUGUUGAGGGAGGGGACAGGUGACCUCAGCAGGCUUCUAGUUCUGAAAGAGUCGGGAGACUAUUACAACCUUUUGGCCUCUCCUCCGGUUCAGAUUCCCCCACCCCGCCCCCCAAAGCAUGGUUUGGUACCAGUCUGCCCAUUUCCUUCUAGAGCCUGAGACCAAUGCUUAAGUUUCGGGGGACACAGUCACCAUCCCCCCCUGGUACUGAUGCUCGCUGGAUUUGGGGAAGGCAUUUUGCUACCAAGUCUCUCUGCGAUGCCUGGGGACCAGUCUUUUGUCUUUCGUCGUUUGAUGUUACCACUGCAUGCUGUGACUUCCCUACUCCUCAAAGAAGAGACUCCUUUGCAUGUCUGGAGACAGUAGGGGGUGGUAAGAGGGAAGGUGCGUGUAUACAGACGGAGUGGGGCAGUGGACACAACAGCCCGGUAACAGGGUCUUUGCAGGGGGCUCUGUAUGUACCCAGGGUACUGGCCCAACCCCCCCAACUCUAGCCAUAGACAAACACCAGGCCGGACCCCCUCCACCUCGGGGCAGCCUGAGCAGCUUGAGGACACCAGGACCAAGGGAUUUCAAGCUGGCCUUUCAGUCUAAGAGGCCUCUAAGUGGAUUUCGGACCCGAGAGGAAAGCGGAGCCUCUGUGGGUGCUGGGUACUCCAGAGGUGCCCCCUGAUGAAAGGGUCCGUGGUCCUAGCAGGAAAGGAGGCCAGGCCAGGCCAUCUGGGACCCCUGGGUUGAAUCGAGGGAGAACAUGGACCAAGCGGCCAUAAAUAUGUCUCAGCCAAUGACUUGGGGGGCUUCUUCACUGCCCCCCCCCGUAGCCCUCAAGCCCCUGGCCUCCACCUUACCAGGUGCCAUUUCUUCUCAGAAGGCCACUGCCCGGGCCCCCCAGGCCGCCCCUUCGUGGCCAGAGACUGGUUAAAGCCCCCCAGUGCCUCCUUGUGCAUAGAACUCCCUCGGCCCGCCCUCUCUGCCCCAGCCCUCCCCGUAGGUGUAGCAGCCCCCUCCCCGGCGGCUGGCGUAGAAUAGCCAAUAGUGUAGUGUGGUGUGCUUUCCCGUGACGGCGAGUGGGCAGCGGGCGGCGGGCUGUGCGCAGCCCGUCUGUCCCCGCAUCUCAACCUGCCUGCGCGGCCCGUGCUGUGUUUUCGUGCUGUGUCCACAACGCUGCGGCGACCCCUCCCUGUACUGACUCCUCUCUAUACGAGCUUCUCUUGGCAUAGUCACGUAGCUCCUGCCCACCCCCCACCCCCCUUCUGAUAUCUCUCGCAAGUUUUAUACUCUAAUAUUUAUAUGGCUUUUUUCUUCGAAAAUUAAAAAUAAAAAAAAAAAGGUUUCUUCUGAAA
Peromyscus maniculatus bairdii (prairie deer mouse) is the source of this 8068-nucleotide messenger RNA. Its product is annotated as protocadherin gamma-C4. The record is from RefSeq and is a predicted model, not a curated record. Gene Ontology annotation, biological process: homophilic cell-cell adhesion. Gene Ontology annotation, cellular component: plasma membrane. Gene Ontology annotation, molecular function: calcium ion binding. Lineage: Eukaryota; Metazoa; Chordata; Mammalia; Rodentia; Cricetidae.